CCCGCCCCGCCCUCCUGCCCUUCUGACCUCGCGGGCCGGACCUCCAAAUCGGGAUUUUUGAGGACACUGAAUGCUGUUUCUUUAAAGUGAUUAAAUCAGCCAAGACACCUUUUCAUUUCCUCUGAAAUCUGAAUGCCAAAUGAUCUGCUCCUUUUUUCAUCCUCCUCUAAUGUAUUCUGGAAGUUCCAGAGGUCUGUCCUUUUGGAUCCUGUGUCCUCACUGGUGAUGGUAAAUAAGCCUGUGCCUAGGAGAAAGAUCCUGGUUUGUUUUAAGAAGAGAAGCACAUUGCCAAAGAAUCCUGUUUCCCCUGAGCUGCUUCUUGAUCAAGCAGAGAAUGGUCACAGACAGAGAAAGAGAGGUAACUAUGGAGGUGAAAAAUGAGACAACAAUCCAGGAAUUCAUUCUGGAGGGGUUUCCUGCUGUCCGGCACCUAGGGAGCCUCCUCUUCCUGGUGCACCUGCUGGCAUACCUGGCCUCGAUGACAGGCAACAUGGUGAUAAUCAUCAUCACCUGGGUAGACCGUCGCCUCCAAACACCAAUGUAUAUUUUACUCAGUACUUUCUCCUUCUGUGAAUGCUGUUUCAUCACCACAGUGAUUCCUAAACUGCUGUCCAUCUUUCUUUCAGGAAGGCAAACAAUUCCCUUUACUGCUUGCCUCGUACAAGCCUUUCUCUUUUUAUUUCUUGGAGCAGUAAUUUUCUUUCUCAUGGCUGUGAUGUCCUUGGAUCGUUACCUGGCCAUUUGCAAGCCUCUGCACUAUCCAUCCAUCAUGAACUUGAGGGUUAGUUUCCUUCUGGUUUUCUUCUGCUAUACUUUGUCCUUCAUCUUCUUCACUUGUCUGAUGCUCAAGGUUUCCCAGUUAUGGUUCUGUGGCCCUAAUGUCAUUUCCCAUUUCUUCUGUGACCUUGGCUCUUUAAUUCAUCUCUCCUGUUCUGACACCAGAUCUGUUGAAAUAUACUUCUUCUUCCUUACCUCAUUUGUCCUUCUGCUAUCCCUCUUCAUAACCAUCAUUGUGUACAGCAACAUAAUAGUCACAGUCAUGGGACUCCCUUCAGCUAAGGAGCGACAGAAAGCUUUCUCCACCUGCUCAUCUCAUCUCAUUGUCCUCUUCCUGAUGUACGGCAGCUGUGUCUUUAUAUACCUGAAACCAAAGCAAACGAACAGGCUGGACUCCAAUAGAGAGGCUGCUCUUGUGAACACGGUGGUGACCCCGCUGCUGAACCCUGUCAUCUACACUCUACGGAACAAGCAGGUUCACCAGGCUCUGAGAGACACGGUGUCCAGGAAGAGGUUGCAAAAGUAGAGCUUUGGAGGGUAAACGGAUCUUCUUGGCCUUCCUAUAUCAGUUUCCCACUAUUGGAAAAAUCUACUCAAUAGAAACACUACAUCUGGUAAUAUAGCUUACGCUAACUUUCAGCUGGAUGGGUACUGUCUUAUUUUGCAGUUCAGUACCUACCUCUAUUUGAAAAUUUCAUUUGUUCUCUAUAUUGUGCUUAUGAUCCCUUCCUCUUGAUUUUCUACUUAUUUGUCUUGUGAGAAUUCAUUCAAACAACAUUUAUGGAGCACCUAUAAUCCCUAAGUCAUAGGAUACUAAGUCUUCAAGCUAAUAAUAAAAAUUCUGCAUAUCGGAUGUAAUAAAGACUGUUCAUGAUACAUUCUUAUGCUUGAAUUUUCUAGUACCUCAGAAAAAAGAUAGAAAACCGUAUUUGCCAUUAUGCAUUCAAAAAGGUUUGAAGUUACAAAACAAACUGUUUCUGAAAAUUAUGUGAAGUCAUAGUAUAAAAUAAUGGUGUUUCAUUAAUUGAAGCUGUUUAGGUAGAUGAAUCAGCUGUAUGCUCACUAGCUCUUCUUUGGGUCUACUGAUUUUAGUGUGUACAUAGCUCAGUGAAACUCCAGGUGGUUAAGAUGGGCUUUAUCAUCUUCUGGUUGUAUCAGGUGUUAUUAAUAAACUUUUAACUCUUUCUUGAAACAUAGACAAAAGCACAACUUUUUAACUUGUGCAUUUAUUUUUCUGUAAUGGAUGUUGCCAAGUCUUGGACCCAAUAGGUCACUCAAUGGUGAGUGAUCCCAGUAGCAAAGUCUCUCCUCCCAGGGAAGAGAUAUUGGCUCUUUUUGUGUGACCUUAGGUGUAUGAGCCACCUGUGUCUUCCAGGUUACGCUAAAUUCCAGUUGACAUUUUAUGUAGCAAAAACUGAUAGAACUCAUCAUUAGAAAAGUUUAAAAGGAAAAUGAGUGCACUAAUAACAAAAAGUGGAUUAAAAUUGAGUCAGUUAUUGUGUUUACAGGUUCACUGGGGAAGCGAUUCCCACCAGAAGACAACUGGUUAGUGGGGAGUAGGUCCUGUCACAUCUGACACCUCAUGUACAUAUUGUGCAUUUGAUUUUUAGUAUGUGAUUUGGAUGCAUAUUUUCCUUUUUUGCUCGUUCUGAGGAAUAAUUAUAUUUGAAGCAUAAUCUCAUUAGGAAGAAUUUUAGACUGUCAAAAGUGCUGGGUGAUUUAGAUGUUUAUGUUUGGGAAUGAUUUGAUUAUAAGGUGUUCUGGGGUUUGUGGUCUUCCAAGGACAGCUAUGUCUAUGUCUCUCCUUUCUCCAAAGUAGAAGUUAGACAGAUAAUUUUUGAACCUGGUCUAAAGGUAGGGAACUCUUGAGAGUUCUCCUUGUUGGCUUCUGUGUAUUAGAUAAAAGAGGCACCUCUGCCAAUCUCCUUGUGAACCAGACUAGUUGUCACCAAUCAGCCAAAAGGAGCCAAAGCUUUGUGCUCAUCCAAACUUCUUUGUUGUUUGUUAGUAUGCCCCAAGUGGCUAAAUUGUGUCAAGCCCUGUUAUUUCUGCCCUGAGAGAGGUAAGCUAGAAGCCCGUUCCUCUAGCAGCAGCUGGAAAAGUUGGGGUGCUAAAAGUGUUGUCCAGUUCCUUCUAUCUUCAGGGAGAAACUGAGAGCUGGCACGUUUGCCUGCUCACACUAAACUGACCCAAGGGGAAUAGCUGUGGGAAGUGCUUGAGUGGUCAUUUAUACUGGCUCUUGAUUUUAGUGUAUUGGUGAGACUAGCAAAUCCUGAGCCUUGUCAGUGACAAGAAAUAGGCGAGUUAGGAGCCUCUCCCUUGGGUUACAACCAUAUAAUUUGUGGUUGUGUGUGGUCAAAUCCUUAGCUUCUUAGACUGGGCGUUGGGGGUUCCCUCCUGCUUGUAAGGUUCUGUGUUGGGGAUGGGGUUCAUGAUGAGACUGUAUCUCAGCUUUUCCUACCCAUUUAGAUGUGGCCAUUUUCUCACUUGCGUGGUACUUAGGAGUCUCUCUUGGUUAUGGAUAUCUCCUAGUUAUGGCUAGUUUAUGGAUACCUUUGGAAGGGACUGUUCCACGUGUAGCUGUUUAUUAUGUGCCUCUGUGGGAAGAGAGAGAGUCAGAAUUCUCCUAUGGUGCUAUCUUGCUAACAUUCUUUUUCCACUUUUCAGCUAUUGCAAGUAAACCUUCUCUAAACUUUUGUGUGUCGAUUGUCCUAUGAACUUAAGAUUUUAUAUCUCUAGGUAAAUACCUACAAAU
This is a messenger RNA of Sus scrofa (pig), 3532 nucleotides long. RefSeq names its product olfactory receptor 6C74. The record is from RefSeq and is a predicted model, not a curated record. Gene Ontology annotation, biological process: G protein-coupled receptor signaling pathway. NCBI's taxonomy places the organism in Eukaryota, Metazoa, Chordata, Mammalia, Artiodactyla, Suidae. Gene Ontology annotation, molecular function: olfactory receptor activity; G protein-coupled receptor activity. Gene Ontology annotation, cellular component: membrane.